Molecule: messenger RNA, 1511 nt
Organism: Seriola aureovittata
Lineage: Eukaryota; Metazoa; Chordata; Actinopteri; Carangiformes; Carangidae
Gene: jmjd4
Product: jumonji domain containing 4
Exons: 6
Coding region: 1-1296 (431 amino acids)
Biological process (GO): protein hydroxylation; negative regulation of gene expression; positive regulation of translational termination
Cellular component (GO): nucleus; cytoplasm
Molecular function (GO): sequence-specific DNA binding; histone H4R3 demethylase activity
Source: RefSeq, a predicted model, not a curated record
AUGGACAGAGAGGCGUACCGUAACUGCUGCAGCCUGGUCAAAAUACCAAGACAGUCGUAUGAGCAGUUUUGGUCUUCACAUUUUGUAGAUUACAUCGACAAGGAGUUGAGCUACUCUAAGUUUUUCAAGAAAUACUUGCUUCCCAAUCACCCAUGCAUGUUUUCAAGAAGGUUUACAGAGAACUGGAAAUGCAGAAAACAGUGGGUGACUGAGGAGGGGAAGCCUAAUUUCCAGAAACUGCUGCAAGAGUUUGAUGAGAGUCCUGUUCCUGUUGCAAACUGCAAUGCAAAGGAGUACAAUGCAAACCCUAAACAAGUUAUGCCUUUCAAAGAAUUUAUACACUACUGGAAGGAAUAUAUCCAGAAUGGCCACUCAUCAGCUAAAGGAUGUCUCUAUCUGAAAGACUGGCACAUGGCAAGGGACUUUCCAGAACACAAUGUUUACACCACACCUGUCUUCUUUUCCUCUGACUGGCUUAAUGAAUACUGGGAUACACUCGAAGUGGAUGACUACCGGUUUGUCUACAUGGGACCCAAAGGUUCAUGGACCCCGUUCCACGCCGACGUUUUCCGCUCCUACAGUUGGUCAGCAAACAUCUGCGGUAGGAAGAAAUGGCUCCUAUAUCCCCCAGGUCAGGAGGAGUUUCUGCGAGACACUCAUGGCAACUUGCCUUAUGAUGUGACAUCAUCUGAACUUCAAGACAGAGGCCUUUUUCCUCACUCCGAAGAAGCCUGCCAGCCUCUUGAGAUUAUUCAAGAGGCAGGUGAAAUUAUUUUUGUGCCCAGUGGCUGGCACCAUCAAGUUUAUAAUCUGGAGGACACCAUCUCUAUUAAUCACAACUGGUUGAAUGGCUGUAACAUUGACAUCAUGUGGCAGUUCCUUCAGAAUGAGCUGUCAUCUGUUCAAAAAGAGAUUGACGAGUGGAGAAACACAAUGGAUUCCUGGCAUCAGCACUGCCAGGUCAUCAUGAAGGCCUGCUCUGGUAUUGAUUACGGUGAAUUUGCCUCGUUCCUGAAAAUCAUUGCUGACAACCGGAUGGCUUUCCUGAAUGCUUGCUCCUCUGGGGAUUCCUCAGAUUACCCACGACAUCUCUCAGAGAUCCUCACCACACUUGGACCUUACCAUGCUGCCUUUGACCUACAGAGAGUGGCUCACAUAAUUGAAUGCCUACUUUGCAAUGAAGACUUUAAGCGGCUCGAUCAUUCAACACUGACCCUGCAGCCAGAAACCAUGUUACAGCAAAUUCGAGACACCAUACAAUCCACAAGAGGGCAGCAUCUUCUUUAUCAAGAGUAAGAUGUUCAGUGGUGUCCCAACAAUGUUAACUGACACCUGGAAUUAGCUUGAAUGACAAGUGCCAGUUUGUACUGUGUGAAAAAGAUGAUGAUAGAGGUGUUACUGCACCUUUGGUUUGAGAUAAAUUGUAAUCUCAAAUGUUGCUUGUGAAUGUUGGAAUUGGUUUUUGCACUGAAAGAUAAAAAAGAUAAAUAAAUAAAAAAUACACAAGUUGA